AUGGAGAUGAAGUGGAUAGUGGAUCGUGGAUCGAUUGGUGUUGGAGAGGGAGAAAUAGAGGCUGAUUCUUUAAGAUUGCACAUAGAAAGGGAUGGUUUGCCCCAUGGUCUCCCUGAAGAUGGUGGAAGAGUGUUGAUUGGCUACAAGGAGUCAUGGGUGAAGAAAAUUUACGAGACUCUGGAUCACAGGGAUACAGUACGCGUACUUAGACACCAAAGCGCCACACAUUGGGAUAUUUUGAAAGAGGCUCCUGGGGUGGUGGCUUUAGUACAAGGAUCUGGUUUAUGGCCUGCUAUUUUCUAUGCACAAGAGGAAUUUGAUGCAGUUACAAACUCAGCCUUUUGUGAGAGAUUUUGUCCGGAGACUUACACAUUUCAUCUCCGCUUUGGCGAGAUGGAAAUCACUCCAAAUGAUGCACAUAAGAUUAGUGGUCUUAGAACGCAUGGGAAGAAUGUUUACUCAGCGGUUUAUGAAAUGACUUGGGAUGAUUUGUAUGUACUUGCUGAGGAAACUCUUGGUUUGCCAAAAGACAAAACAGAAUUGGAGUUUGCCUGCGGUUCUAAAGAGGUGAAGUUUGUAGACUCUAGCACAAAGAAGUUGAAGAAAAUCAAGUUCACUACUUUGAAAAAGUGUUUUGGAGACACAAAUGAGAAAAUUUCAAAGGGGGAGUUGGUUAUGGAUGAGGUCACAUCUAUGAGCACUGCUACCGCGUAUUUGUUGCAUACUUUAGGAAGUGUUAUAUUUCCCGAUAACAAUGGGAACAAGGUUAAUGCUCAAUACCUUCAAUUGUUAAAAUAUUUGAAAAGCUGCCACAAGUACUCUUGGGGAACCGCGGCCCUUUCUUUCCUAUUCGAGCAACUUGGAACUGUGUCUAGGUUAACAAGUAGAAACAUUGGAGGUUAUUUCACAAUGCUUCAAGUAUGGAUAUAUGACCAUUUUCCGGAUUUGAAUUUAGUCAAGGAAUAUGACAAAUGGGUAGAUACAUUCCCUACCUCGGCCAAAUGGAGUUUCAAGAAAAAUAAGAAGAGGAAUAAAAAGGAAAUCUUGAUAGCUUUGAGAGAAAACUUAGACUCUUUGACUACUGAACAAGUUGUAUUUCAACCAUACAAAAAGGAUGAAGAAGAUGAUGAUGUUGUUGAGGAUGAAGAUAUGCCGUUGGGGAUGGAAAGUCAAGCUUUGGUGGACGGUAAGAGGGGACAGCGAACACAAAAGGAAGUGGAGCCGAAGACGAGGAAGAAAAAAAAGGGCAUGGUUGAAGAUGUUUCGAAGUCUUACCGAACUAUGAUGGCUGGGGGUAACGACGUGUUCAAGGUUAUGAAGAAGAAAAUUGAUUGCAAUGUGGAUAUGGAGGUGGAAGAGCAAGAAUAUAUGUACAACCGUUGGGUUGGAGUAAUCAACAAAGGUGAAGGUGCGAGUGGAAGUGGUGCUAGAAAAGGUCGUGGUGGUGGAAGAAGCGGUGGUGGUCAAUAG
Papaver somniferum (opium poppy) is the source of this 1470-nucleotide messenger RNA. Its product is annotated as protein MAINTENANCE OF MERISTEMS-like. Gene Ontology annotation, biological process: meristem development; meristem maintenance. The transcript has 5 exons. Bases 1 to 1470 code for a protein of 489 amino acids. The record is from RefSeq and is a predicted model, not a curated record. NCBI's taxonomy places the organism in Eukaryota, Viridiplantae, Streptophyta, Magnoliopsida, Ranunculales, Papaveraceae.